Messenger RNA from Cavia porcellus (domestic guinea pig), 2532 nucleotides. RefSeq names its product leucine rich repeat containing 14B (gene Lrrc14b). NCBI's taxonomy places the organism in Eukaryota, Metazoa, Chordata, Mammalia, Rodentia, Caviidae. The transcript has 2 exons. Gene Ontology annotation, cellular component: cytoplasm. Bases 216 to 1748 code for a protein of 510 amino acids. The record is from RefSeq and is a predicted model, not a curated record.
AGCUGGUACCACAAGCAGACUGACAUCUUUGAGGUCAGGGCCAAACAGCCUCCCCCAAGACAAAAAUAGCAGUCAGAUGACUGCAAGAGCCAGCUCACCACUUUCUCCUCAAAGCUGGCUGCUCCCAGCACCAGAAGCAGCUAAAAAUAGGCAUAAAGGGCAUAAGUCUUGGGCACAGCCAGAGGGGACAGCACACUACCUUAGCCCAAGGCAUAAUGAGAUCUCUUCGCUUCAUUGCUGCGGAAGCCCUCGUGUCCCACCCCUCACUGGCCAGGGACAGCCUGGACAGUGUGGCUUACAACCUCUACCCACUCCUAUUCAAGACCAGUUACCUGCUGGAGCAGGCAGAAGUGACCCGCGCUGUGUUGAGAUGUUGGCCCCUCGAGGAGUUCCGGCUGGCCAUGCUGCUGGAGCCCAGCACUGACCACCCAGCGGACUUGCGUGACCGGGCAUGCAGGACCUGCCUGGAGGCCUGCAUGCAAGGCCUCAGUGACCAUGUGCUGCAGAGUGGGAGCCACCGGCUUCGGCUGGCAGACCUUACAGGCAUCCGAGAUGUGCAGGAACAGCGGUGUCCCUGUGGGAGGGUGCUGGGAAGGUGGGGCCGUACCCAGUUGCUAGCCAGGACCUGCUGUGAGCUGCAAGCACAGACCUGUGUGGCUGGGCACCCUGUGGAGGUACUAGCGGACCUCUUUGUAACUAAUGGCAACUUCGAGGCAGUGGUGCAGGCUCUGCGACCAGCAGUUCCAGCUCCACUGCAGGUGCGCUGCCUCUCAUUCCGUGCAGACAGCCUGAGCCCCGGGCAGCUCCUGCUUGUGCUGGGCCUGGCUGAGCCAGCUGCACUGCGCAAGCUAGAGGUGGUGCACAAUGUGAGGUUGCACGCUGGCCACGUGUUGCAGCUGCUGGCUCAAGUGGGCUUCCCUCAGCUGGCUUCCCUCACCUUGCCCACCAAGGCCUUUGAUGUGCCACCUUCCUAUGCUCCAGCCCCUGAGGGCCAGGACUCCCUCCUUGCCUCCAUCGCCUGGGAGCUGAGCCGCAUGACCCAGCUUACCGAGCUCAAUGUGGCCUUCUCCUCUCUGACAGGGAAGAUUCGGACUCUGCUUGGCCCCCUGAGGACUCCACUGCGAGUGCUGGACCUGGCCAAUUGUCACUUGAACCAUGCAGACAUGGCCUUCUUGGCAGACUGUACCCACGCCACCCAUCUGGAGGUGCUGGACCUCAGUGGACACAGCCUGGUCCACUUGUAUCCUUCAACCUUCUUUAGGCUGUUGCGCCAAGCUGCACAGACACUGAGAGUACUGACACUGGAGGACUGCAGCAUCACAGAUAGUCACGUGGGCAUGAUGAUUCUGGGCUUGAGCCCUUGUACCCAGCUCCAGGAGUUCAAGUUCCUGGGGAACCCUCUGUCUGCUAGUGCCCUCAGACGCCUCUUUGCUGCACUCUGUGAGCUCCCCAAGCUGCAGCGUGUUGAGUUCCCAGUGCCAAAGGACUGCUACCCUGAGGGCAUAGUCUAUCCCCAGGAUGAGAUGACUGCAUCCAAGUUUGACCAGCAGAAGUACAAUGUGAUUGCUGAGGAGCUGCACUUACUGCUACUGCAGGCAGGCCGGGAGGAUAUCCAGGCUUCCACGCCACUCUUUGGAAGCUUUGACCCAGACAUUCAGGAAACAAGCAAUGAGCUUGGUGUUUUCUUGCUGCAAGCUUUCAAAAAUGCUUUAGAAAAUUUUUCUAAAGCACUAAGACAAAUUGAGUAAGCGCUCAUAUCAUGCCAAGCACGGGUCUUGCAUUUUAGCCCACAUAGUACCUGGGAUCCACCCCAGAAAGGAGGCUGGGCCAAGCAUUUGUCACCAGCAACAUCACUGUUAGUAAAAGCACUUGUUAGUAAAAAUUGUAGGUGUACCCAUUAGAUACUGUACAAGAGGAAAUCAUGCCUUCUAGAUGUGGCAUGAAGUGUCCCUGGGUAUCAUCACAGCAGGACCCUGGAGCCAAGGAUCUGAGAAAAGAGAGACCACAGUGCCACAGGAUAGAGGAGUGCUUGGCCAGGUGCUAGGGUAUGUGACAGUGGGGGCAGGAUUCACCUGCUACACAAUAAUGAGGGUGAAGAAAUGAGAGAACUUAUUGCAGAAUGUGUAUAAAAGAAUAAGCAGCCCAUAAGAGCCAGCUGAGAAAAACUAAACACGCAAAGUACAAAUGAAAAGUGAGCACAGAUCUUUGUGUCCAACAGGAGGCACUACACACAGAGUGUCAUGUUCGCAAGACAAGGCCUGGGGUGAGGUGGGUUGCCUUCCUCCCCUCACUGGCAUCCAAGCGAGUGACUGCUGAUUCUUGUCCCAUCUCUGCUCAACAGUCCUCUGAGUCCCAGCCCUGGGGGUACACCUGCUGGGGAGACUGCAAUCCAGCACUUGGCAACCUUUGAGGAGAGCUAAUUACCAUCAGAGAAAGAUGCAUUUGGACUUCGUUUCCAUCCCAACCUGCUUUGUCAAAAAACUGAGUAUUAGUAUGAUUAAAUGCUAAUAAAACAGAAGUGUGGUUUACUCA